AUGACAUACAAUGAAAAUUCCAAAUUUGAAAUUUGGAACUGUAGUUCUGUUUCAAAUGAAAUUAUAGAUUGUUUAAACGACAUGGAUGAAAACAAUAUCAAAAGUAACAUUCUUGACAAACGAAUUGUUUUCUCCAAAGCCAAAGUUGAGUCCAAUCAAUCAAUGUGUGGGAGAAUAGACGAAAGAGUUGCUAAAAUAGCAAUAACCGCACAAAACAGUUUGAAUAAGAACGAGGCAAAAGACACUUCAAAAGAUGCUUUUAAAAACAAUGGGCGUCAAAUUUUACAGAGUGAUGUCGACGAAAUGUUUUUAAAAAGUGUUGCACCACUCAUUUCCAUUGGAGUAUCAAAUGAGGCCAAAUUUGAUAGAGAGUUUAUCAGAUUAAGACGAUUUGUGUUUGGGAUGUGUAAGAAGAAUUUCCCGAAAAUUUACGGACAGAAGGAGAUGAAGGAAUGCAAUGAAUUUGAAUACGGAAGUUGGAAUUGUGUCGACGAAUUUGUAUUUGAAAUUGUGAUGAGAGUUAUGGAAACGAAAGAGACGUGGAACGCCGUGAAAGACACUUUUGAUAUUUCCAUUAAAAUGUAUUCAGAUUUACUGACAAAUGCAAGUAAAAUUAUUAAAACCAAAUUUAAUAAUUUUAAAGUCAUUCCAAACCAAAGAGGAAAGUUCAAAGCAGUUGGUGAAGUGUAUGAGGACUUGGGAGUACCUGAAGAAUUUGGGUCGAUCGAUUUUGUGAAUUUUGGCGUUGACACAAAAGAGGUUUUACUGGACAAAGAAUGCACUUUCGAUGUUGGAAAAACACAAAGCGUCAACGACUAUUCUGUAAAAAUUGAUGCGUUAAUUAAUGGGAGAAGUAUGAGUGAUAAAAAUGUGUUUGUAGUAGUUAACAAAGUUGUUUUAAUGAGACCAAAGAACGACGAACUCUACACAAAUAAAAUUAGAAGUGUCAACCAAAUUGCACAGAAAUUGAGAGGUAACUGCCAACUAACAAAAAUUGAUGUUCUUGACACUAAAUUGUGGGAAAAUGCUACAACUAAAUAUAUUGAGAACAUUUGUACUAAUCUUGGGAAUGGUUUUAAUAUGAGAACGUUUGAUGCAAAACUUGGGCCAAUGAGAAACGAAGACGAAAAGUUUGACUUGUUGAAAGAUGUUUUAAAGCUUUCAUAUAAAACAAGAAAUGCACAAGGAAUUAACUUGAAUGGAGACUCAAUGACUUUAACACAACUCUCUUAUGUUGAUGACGAAAAAGCCGAAACUUUUGUUGUUUUCCAAGACAAGAUGUGUUUGCUUGAUGUCAACAAAUCGUGUUGUUACAAAUCAGAGAAACAAAAUAUAUUAGACAAACGCGUCUUUUUCGAUGAACUUCUGACAGAGAAUAAAGUGAAAGUAAUGUCAAAGAAAUGUAUUUGUGGGAAAAUAGACGAGAUGAUAAUGGCAUUUUAUUCCAGAAAUUUAGAGUCGUGUAAAACGGAUGAAAAACUGAAAAAAAUUUUGACAUUAAUUUUCAGCACAGAAGAAUUCCAAAGUGAAGAUAUGUUUACAAAGUCGUUUAAUAUGAAAAGAGAAAUUGUUUUCAAUGUAAUUCAAAACGAUGAAAUGCGAGAGAUGAUGUUCCAGUUCACAACACUAAGUGAACAAAACGAACUCGAUGCACAAACUGUAUUUGACAGAAUGAACAAUUACAAAGAUCUUCAACAUACUAUUGACAUUUUGAACGCAAAGUUAGAAAAAGCAAAUGAAAACUUAAAACAACACAAAGAAAACAAUGAAAACGGUAUUGAUUUUAACCAAGUUCAUAUAUUACAGAAUCGUAUAAAUCAACUUGAAAAAACCAUUGCAUCACAAAAGAACGAAUUUGAUGAGAAAAUAAAAAGAAUGGAAGAAAUCAAUGAAGAGAAAGAUAGACAAAUUCAACAAUUGAUCGAACAAUUGUCUAAAUUGUCUAAGUAA
This is a messenger RNA of Entamoeba invadens IP1, 1950 nucleotides long. RefSeq lists its product as hypothetical. NCBI's taxonomy places the organism in Eukaryota, Evosea, Mastigamoebida, Endamoebidae. The record is from RefSeq and is a predicted model, not a curated record. The coding region runs from base 1 to 1950 and encodes 649 amino acids. The transcript is spliced from 2 exons.